Acaulospora morrowiae is the source of this 1591-nucleotide messenger RNA. The record is from the annotation of a GenBank genome assembly. Lineage: Eukaryota; Fungi; Glomeromycota; Glomeromycetes; Diversisporales; Acaulosporaceae.
AUGUUGAGGAAUGUUGUGCGCGCUGCUUCACCCUUGGUCGCCAAUAUAGCCCGUCGGGCAAUACCUGCUGUUCACACUAAUAGCGGUGCAACGGUAAAUCUCGCUGCUCGAGGAUAUGCAUCCGCUAAGCCAACCACGUCUGAAGUAUCAUCCAUUUUGGAAGAACGCAUACUUGGAAUUAACACCGGCGGUGACGUUCAGGAAACUGGUCGCGUGUUGUCCAUUGGUGACGGUAUUGCUCGUGUGUAUGGUCUCAAAAAUAUCCAGGCCGAAGAAAUGGGUAUGGCUCUCAACUUGGAACCCGACAAUGUGGGUAUUGUCGUGUUCGGUAACGACAGACUUAUCAAGGAAGGCGAUACAGUCAAGCGCACAGGACAAAUUGUAGAUGUACCAGUUGGACCAAACCUAUUGGGUCGUGUGGUUGAUGCUCUUGGCAAUCCGAUCGAUGGUAAAGGGCCAGUGCAAGGUCAAGAACGAAAGCGUGUCCAAGUGAAAGCUCCUGGCAUUUUGCCUCGUCGUUCUGUUCAUGAACCUAUGUUGACUGGUAUCAAGUCUGUUGACGCCAUGGUGCCUAUCGGUCGUGGUCAACGAGAGUUAAUCAUUGGUGAUCGUCAAACUGGGAAAACUGCUAUCGCACUUGACACUAUCUUAAAUCAAAAACGAUGGAAUGAUGGCAACGAUGAAAGCAAGAAGUUGUAUUGUGUAUAUGUGGCCGUUGGUCAGAAACGUUCCACUGUUGCGCAAUUGGUUCAAACUUUGGAGGAAAAUGAUGCAAUGAAAUAUUCCGUGGUAGUUGCCGCCACUGCUUCUGAAGCUGCUCCACUUCAAUAUUUGGCACCAUUCACCGGCUGUGCGAUCAGCGAAUGGUUCAGAGAUAACAAAAAGCAUGCUUUAAUUAUCUAUGAUGAUUUGUCAAAACAAGCCGUCGCCUACCGUCAAAUGUCACUAUUACUUCGACGUCCUCCAGGUCGUGAAGCUUACCCCGGUGAUGUUUUCUAUCUUCACUCUCGACUAUUAGAACGUGCUGCUAAGUUAAAUGAGAAAUUUGGUGCUGGCUCUCUGACCGCACUACCUAUCAUUGAAACCCAGGGUGGUGAUGUGUCCGCUUACAUUCCUACCAAUGUCAUCUCUAUUACUGAUGGACAAAUAUUCUUAGAAUCUGAAUUAUUCUUCAAAGGUGUACGACCUGCCAUCAACGUCGGUCUAUCUGUUAGUCGAGUGGGUAGUUCGGCUCAAACAAAGGCCAUGAAGCAAGUCGCCGGAUCACUCAAACUUUUCUUGGCUCAAUAUCGUGAAGUUGCCGCGUUCGCGCAAUUUGGUUCUGAUUUGGAUGCUGCAACACGUUUCUUGCUGAACCGUGGUGAAAGGUUAACCGAACUUCUAAAGCAACCUCAAUACAAGCCAGUUCCCAUAGAAUACCAAGUGCCUAUAGUAUUUGCUGGUGUUAAUGGAUUUUUAGAUAAGAUAGAACCAAAACGAGUUACAGAAUUUGAGUCUGCGUGCAUUCCAUACUUGGUAUCCAAUUAUCCCGAUGUUUUGGAAGCCAUUAGGAAAGAAGGCGUUAUUUCUGAAGCAACUGACAAAAAAUUGC